CCGUCACUAUCCAACAAACUCUCGUAAGCCACUGCGAACAAAAGCCUUUCUACAUAUAAAAGCACACACACUCUUAACACACACACACACAUACUUAAAUUCCGAUAACCGUUAGCCGGAAAUCUUCACCGGAAAAUAUGGCGAGAGACAUUGAAGAAGCAGGAACAUCACAACCACCGUUACUACCUACCAGCUCAUCAACCACCUCAUCCACUACCAACCUAAAAGUCCGGACCAAAUCCGACCCGGUCCUCGCCACGUGUCACGUUUUCAGCUUCGUUACUGUCGUAGCUUCAAUCCUUUGCAUUGCCGCUAAUGUUAUCUCCGCCAUAAGAUCAUUCACUAAUGGAUUAGAUCUAUUUGACGGAAUAUUUCGAUGCUACGCGGUGUUGAUUGCGGUUAUUGUGGUUGUUGCUGAGACUGAGUGGUCCUUCAUCAUCAAGUUCUGGAAGGUACUUGAGUAUUGGGCUGGCAGGGGCAUGCUUCAAAUCUUUGUUGCUGUUAUGACAAGAGCUUUUCCUAAUAUAUAUGGGGAACGGCACGAUAUUCUUAUUCUCCAAGACAUAGCAAGCUAUUCACUUCUUGCUUGUGGCGUGAUCUAUGUUGUUUCGGGAGUCCUGUGCCUUGGUUUCCUCAAGCGUGCUCGCCAAAGCAAAAAAGUUUCAGCACAGCAAGCAGUUAAAGAUCUGGAGGAACUUGAACGCCGCCGAGCAGAACUUGAAGCACUGCUGAUUGUUGAUACUCCAUGAUGCAAAUGUCAAUCUACAAGUGCCCUGCUGCCAUGCUACAACUAAAACAAAGAAAAACGAGUGAAACUGUUUCCAAUUCUCGACAUUGCAAACCAAAAGCCUUCCUUUACCUAUGGACUUUGUUGUUUCCUUGAUGAUAAUUGAUAGGACGAUGCCGAUUCUUUUGUAAGAAAAACUGGAUUUGAUAUGUUGGUUUUAAACUUCUGAUGAUUACUGGAUGUAAAUUAGCUUUUUUAGAUCUGUUGAGUUUCGCAAGUAAUUCCAUGUAUUGUUGGAUUAUAGAGUUACAUUGGUAUUUUCCGGAUAGAGUCCUUUCUUUUA
Messenger RNA from Erigeron canadensis, 1070 nucleotides. RefSeq lists its product as uncharacterized. The transcript has 6 exons. NCBI's taxonomy places the organism in Eukaryota, Viridiplantae, Streptophyta, Magnoliopsida, Asterales, Asteraceae. The record is from RefSeq and is a predicted model, not a curated record. The coding region runs from base 138 to 749 and encodes 203 amino acids.